CAUGUGAGGUUCAUGUUUCUCACAACAAGUCAAGCAAUCCUUCACUAUUUCCUGUAGCUUUCUUUCCUCUUAACCAAAAGCUAUAUAAAAUCUUGGCAUUUUGCCAAUAAUUAAACACAUUAUUUCUUGAACAUAUAAACAAUAUGGAUAUGGUGAUGAAGUUGGGAGCAGCAAGUCCAGUGGUGAUAUUCAGCAAGAGUAGUUGUUGCAUUUCUCAUAGCAUCGAAACCCUAAUCCGUAGUUUUGGAGCAAACCCUACUGUUUACGAGCUCGAUAGACAUCCAAAUGGGAAGCAAAUAGAGAAGGCACUAAUUGAACUGGGGUGUCAGCCAAGUGUGCCAGCAGUAUUUAUAGGGAAUGAGUUUAUUGGUGGUUCUAAUGAAAUCAUGAGCCUUAAUGUGAGAAGCAAGCUGAAACAAUUGCUCAUUAGGGCUAAUGCCAUUUGGGUGUAAAAUUUAAUGACUAUAGGUAGCAAUUUUAGGAGUUUUGAUAAUAAAUAUCAACCACUAAUAGAGUCUUCUAGCUUCGGACUGCUCUUUUUCUCCUAUUUUGCUUCUUGAUGUACUAAUAAUGUUAUACAAUAACAGUUAUAAAAGAAACUAAUAGAAAUGAACAUCUUUAUGUAUUGCAUUUUAA
Nicotiana tabacum (common tobacco) is the source of this 636-nucleotide messenger RNA. RefSeq names its product monothiol glutaredoxin-S6-like. The record is from RefSeq and is a predicted model, not a curated record. Lineage: Eukaryota; Viridiplantae; Streptophyta; Magnoliopsida; Solanales; Solanaceae.